AUGCAGUGCAACAAGCUUGCUGCCAAGGUUAGCGCCACCACCACUGCCCUCAUGCAGAUCUGGGGCUUUGAUGGACGCCAACACUAUGCCCUGGCCCACAUGCUUGCCACCUACUUCACCUUCAAGCCAGCAGCCCUUCUCAAGGAAGUCAUUGCCCUCAGCCUGACCGUGCCAGACCAGCAGCAGUCUCUUGAUCAUGUGCUCCUCACCAACCUGCAAGACCUCCUCACCCAACCUCUCCAUGGAGCUGCAAUCAUCAGGGCGUUGGUCUCUCCUUCAGUCAGUACAAACGCCUCAUCUUCUACCUUGGGAAGGAUCCCCACAACCCUCAAAAUCGUCCUCUCCACUUGUCUACUGGGCCUGGGAGGCUAUCCAGAUCCCUCUCACACUGAGCCCCUGGUCAAAGGUGUCAAGCCUUACAACAUCAUGUUCUGUGUUUUACAUGCACUCACCCACAUUGGCGACCUGGUGGUCAACUGGCUCCACAACUGGACAAUGAACCAGCCAGACCACCAAGUCCUUUUGGUCAAGCUCAACUCUGUCUUGUUUGGCCAAUGGGUGCACCUCGCCAUCUCUGACAUGGCGCCCAUGCAAGGCUGGCACCUAAAAGUCCACCACCUGUUCCACAUCAUGUACAUCUUCAACCCAUUCCUCCCUUCUCACAAGGAAGAUAUGGUGUGGUUCCAGGCGAACAUGAGGCAGGUCAUGGAGACCUUCACCACCAUCAUCUGCAGCCACCAUCAGCCCAACUAUGAGACCCUUCAGUGCAUGCUGAAGGCCGCCUUCCACAACUGGUCUCCCCACUACAGUGGCACCUCCACCAUGGACAUGCUUUGGAUGGUGUGGGAGCAGUGGUUUAUGAGGAUGCAGGUCUGUGUCCUUGAAGGCUGUGCAUUGAUUCCCUUCCUCAACACUGACCUCAAGCGCCAGCUCAGCAUUGAGGCCCUCCUCUCUUCCCCCUCUACUGCUGGCGUUGUCUAG
Molecule: messenger RNA, 981 nt
Organism: Acanthamoeba castellanii str. Neff
Lineage: Eukaryota; Discosea; Longamoebia; Acanthamoebidae
Exons: 5
Coding region: 1-981 (326 amino acids)
Source: RefSeq, a predicted model, not a curated record